Molecule: messenger RNA, 1172 nt
Organism: Trichogramma pretiosum
Lineage: Eukaryota; Metazoa; Arthropoda; Insecta; Hymenoptera; Trichogrammatidae
Exons: 4
Coding region: 274-996 (240 amino acids)
Source: RefSeq, a predicted model, not a curated record
ACGCAUUAGCCCUCGCUGCUGCUGCUGCUGCUGCUUGCUGCAAAAGGGGGACGACGCGCCCCGCAAAUGCUAUAUGCGUGCUACUGCUGCUGAGAGGUAGGAGAGAGUUAUAUAUAAAGGCCGCGGAAGAAGCAGAAGAGCGGGGGAAGAAAACAGGUGGUCGCGGCGCGUGCUCUUUCCCUCGUUUGAAAACUUUUUCACGUGCUUUGCUGCGUAAGCUUGGCCGUCUCUCGAGCUGACUUUUGGCCCUGCCCGAAUCCGGCCUCAAACAAAAUGAUGGAAACCAAGACUCAGGUGAAGGUCGAGCCUCAGGAGACGACGACUACCAACAACGCCACCGACGCCGAGGCUCAAAAGAGAGAAAAUAACAAUAGUCCAGAAGGAAGUCCACCAGCCAAAAAAGAAUGUCUGGCAAAAAAUAAGUCCCCUUCGAAUCCGCCUGCAUCAGAGACCACAAUAUUGCAACCACCGCCUCCACCUCCCCCAGCUCAAAUCAAUAUAUUCUUUGAACUAUUUUAUGAUGGACCUUAUGAUUUGACAUUGUCUAAUCGCUCUUGGGGUAUACACAGAGUGCCACCUCCUAAUCGAGCUAUUGUAUUAUCUGAAAUAACAUUUGCCUUAUUCAAUGUGGCAAUAUCACCAUCUUAUAAAAAGCAGGUCAUACUUACGGAUCACUUGAAAUUUAAAGCUUUUGUAUUGGACAAGCUUGUAGUUGAAAAAACUUUAGAUGGUGAAAAUACACAAGAAGAUUUUGAGCAGUCUUUUGCAGAAAUAGUAAAUAUGGUUGUAUGCAAAGGAGGUCCUAUUAUAGAAGACAAUCAAGAUGUUCUUUCAAGAUGUGCUUUUAAAGAUUUUUAUAGCAAUCGAUGGAGACAUAAGUCAUGCACAAUAAUAAUUGAAAGAGGUGAAGAAGUUUGCAGACCAUGCUCGUACCUUGAUAAAUAUUUUCAAGAAUGGAUGAAGUACAAUUCAAAAGAAAUUAUAAUAAGCAACUAAAAGAGGUAAAUUAGGUGCUUCAGUUUUUUGUGUGAAUUAAACUUGUAUAAAAAAUCUAGUCAGACACACUAUUGAUACAAUACUUAAGAGCAGUCCGCUAUUCAUAAUAUUUUUUAUACACAAAAAAUAUGUAUUGUAUUAUAAUUUUAAUCACAACUGAUUCCAAGGAAUUACAA